Messenger RNA from Liolophura sinensis, 2616 nucleotides. Its product is annotated as mitochondrial inner membrane protease ATP23 homolog. The record is from RefSeq and is a predicted model, not a curated record. The transcript has 6 exons. Gene Ontology annotation, biological process: mitochondrial protein processing; mitochondrial proton-transporting ATP synthase complex assembly. The coding region runs from base 9 to 806 and encodes 265 amino acids. Lineage: Eukaryota; Metazoa; Mollusca; Polyplacophora; Chitonida; Chitonidae. Gene Ontology annotation, molecular function: metalloendopeptidase activity.
CAGGCAGCAUGGCUGAGGAAAAUUCGUCUGCACAGAACUCGGAACAGGGAUCAUCUUCCUCUGAAAAAGCUGCAAAAUUUCAAAAAUCAAAAGAUGAAGAUUUUGGAUACUUCUUUUAUCCAGAAAGGGAAGGAGCUAAGCAACCGUCGUUUUGGGAUGGAGUAUUUUCAGGGCGAAGUGCUGGAAAUCGCUUCAAAUGCGAAACCAAUGUGCUGUGGUGUGUUCAGAAUAAUCCAAUGGUCAAGUUGAUGAUGAGAGCACUGAAAAGUCAUGGCUGUGAGGUCAGUUUAAGAAGACAUGUUUCAUGUGAGAACUGUGUAGGUAGUGUCAGUGGAGGAUUUGAUCCAGUGGCUAAUCAAGUAGUUGUAUGUCAGAAUACAGCAUUGAGGAGACAGACAUGUUGCAAUGUCCUCGCACAUGAAUUUCUUCAUGCUUUUGAUUACUGUAGAGCUAAUGUUGAUUUUGAAAAUUUGCACCAUUUGGCCUGUACAGAGAUUCGAGCUGCCAACAUGAUGCAUUGCUCAUACCUGGCUGCGUUGUUUGCUGGAGAUGCAUCACCUGUGAACAUAAAGAACAGACACAGAGAAUGUGUCAAGAGCAAGGCCUUGCUGUCUGUGUUGAUGGUCAGGAAUGUGACUGAGGAGAAGGCGCGGGAGGUUGUGGAUACAGUUUUUCGACAAAUGUUACAGGACUUGGAGCCCGUUGGCCGCAGACCGCGAAAAACAACCAGGGACCCAGAGAGAGCCCUGUACGAAGGGCAGUUUUACGGGAUACACAAAAUGACACAGAGGAUAUGUCCAAAAUGAUAGAGUCGAUGUGAUUCUUGAAAGUUAUGUUACAAUGUUGUUCUGAUUAAUUUAUCGCGUAUAAACCAAGUUACAGAACUGAUGUUCAUAAAUGAAGUGUGGGGGUUAAAGAGGUUUGUCAAGAUUUAGGCUUAAUACGAGGUUGAGCUAGGACCAUUUUAAUCUCCUUGUUUUAUAUGAGCGGGGAUACAGCUUGAGAGCAUAUUUUGUCAUUGCACUCUGUACAUUUUUGUUGAAUUCUGCUAAAACUUGAAAAGGCGUUAUUAUGACGCGCUAACUUCAAGAAUUAUUUUCCACGCUUCAGAGAUGAAUUGUGAUCUGAAAUACCCUGUAAAUAAACUCCUUUAUAGCUUUCAACGUGACGGUUUUCUGAAUUUAAAAAAAUAUCAGAUCUUGUCAACGCAACUUUACAUAUAACUUUCAACCCGUCACAUCAAAAACUUUGAAUAUCUUAUGGUAUUUGUCUAAAGAUGUGCAUGCGUGUUAAAUUUUGGAUUGCCCUGUACCAAUCGUUUUUAAUGUUCUUGUUUGUUAAAAGGUGAUAACAAGACAACGUUUUGUUUUAGACGUCUAAAAUUUUGCAUUUAACAUCAGUACACUUUUUACCUAAUUGUGCUUAGGUCAUGGCGCUAAUGCGUCUAAUAUGGUACAGGGUAAACAUUUAUAUCAAAAGUAAGUGCUCAGAACGUCUUGUGACUUUACGGCUUGGUCAGAGGGAUCAAGUGCUUGCAUAGUCGACCUCGAAGCUUUCACCUUACAAUCUUUGCUACAUAUCCAUUUUAAAUGAUCGUAGAAAUAAUUGUCAGUGGAAAUGGAAAGAUGAAAUCGGUUAAAUUGCAUGAAAUGUCCGAAUGGUCCUCUAUAUGAUAAUAAAGUGUCUGCCCAUACAUGUUAAAUGCAUUGUGGGUUUCGAAGUCGGGUAGGGGACAAACUGCGACCAAGGCAAAUAUUAACACUUAUAUGUGGAAACACCAGGUGUCGCCCACCUAGCCUAAACUAUUACUGUCCUUCUCUUGCCUUCUGAACAAUCGCAAACGUAGGAAAUGUGCAGAUAUGACGGGUUACAAAUGUGUAGCUCUCGGAAAAUGCGCAAGCUAUUUUGCCCUGAUAUUUCUGGUACUUUCUUGCUCUCAUGCGGUACAAAGCGGUCAUCUAUUACACUGCUUUGUCCUGCGAAAUACCAUCUUUCGUAAGGCGCAGACAAGAGUUGCAAUCGAACUGGUCCAUUGGUCCACUGGUCCAGAAAUGAUUCUCUUUAUAAUUCCAAGCUAUGAAGGAUGAACAGACGCCAAUAUUUCCGUCAAUGCUUCCUUUUUUGAUGGCUGGAUGUUGGUUCGCAUCGGUUACUCUCAAUGUACAUGCAAGCCUACGGCCAAGUGCAGAGGGCGGGCCAGCCCCUUACCAAGACUCUUUCAAAAUACCCCUUAUAUCUAUCCCGUUCGCUAUGACAGAAAGUUUGGAAUGUUCCCGGUGUGGCCAAUCUUACCUCCUAACCAUUAAAACAAAUCACACAAUGUUUCCGAUACACGUAAUACCAAUGCAUCGCCAUCUACCAGAAACAGUUCUGCUCUUACAAUAAACUAAUUCCGGAUGUAUACAUCAUUGUUUCACUUUAGGGCACCGAGCGUUUGUGUAUUUUACAAACAUAGCGAGGCAUGCACCUAACUCCAUGCAGCUAUAACAAUCACAGUACCUUUACAGAUAAAACAUACAAGAUUGAAGGGAACCAUAAUCCAUAUAUUCUACAUUUCUGUUAAUAUAUACAGGUAGGGAUAUGAAAUGACUGUUGACACUAACCUAUUGAUCUGAU